UAUGAGCCGUACAUGCAUCUCUAAACCAUCGAAUAUAAACCGUCUUCAAGUCGAACAACCAGUUUUGAAACCAUAAUCCAUUUCCUUUUCAUUCGUAAUAAGGAAACCCAUAGUGUGAAAAUGAGAAGAUAAACAUCCCAUCAGCCCACGUUUUCCUGUCUACAGUCUAAAUCACUCUCUCUGACCUACCUUUGUAUGUCUGACCCUCACUUAACCUAUCAAAAAGGAUUUCCGAGACUCUCUCCCACCCCAUCGCCAUUAAAGACAUUUUCAAAUGCCCAAAAACAGCAAAACCGUCAAGAGAGAGAUUGACGAUGACGACGUUACGGAAUCAGUCAAAGAUUUGCUCUCCAAUGAAGACAGUUGUGAUGACUCUUUCAAGAAGAGCUCUCUAAUGGUAGGAGAUGUUCCUCAGAAUAAGCAGAAGGAUGUUGAGGAGGGAUCUGAGGAGGAGGAGGAGGAGGAAGAGGAGGAGAGACCCGCCUGGGGAAGCAAACUCCAGUACAUCCUGGCCCAAGUGGGUUUCUCCGUAGGCCUGGGCAAUGUCUGGAGGUUCCCCUACUUGUGCCAGAAAAAUGGUGGCGGAGCAUAUCUGGUUCCCUACCUGAUUCUUCUGAUUUUGAUUGGGAUUCCCCUCUUCUUCCUGGAGCUGGCAGUGGGUCAGCGCAUCCGUCGGGGCAGCAUCGGUGUCUGGAACUACAUUAGCCCACAUCUGGGUGGCAUCGGCUUCGCCAGCUGUUUGGUGUGCUUUUUUGUGGCGCUCUACUACAAUGUCAUCAUUGGCUGGAGUCUCUUCUACUUCUCACAGUCUUUCCAGCAGCCUCUUCCCUGGCAUGAGUGUCCCCUGGUCAAAAAUAAAACAAAUACAUAUGUUGAACCAGAGUGUGAAAAGAGUUCGGCCACGACCUACUACUGGUAUCGUGUGGCUCUGGACAUCUCUGACUCCAUCUCAGAGGGUGGAGGACUCAAUUGGAGGAUGACUUUGUGUCUGUUGGCAGCCUGGACCAUGGUGUGCCUCGCUAUGAUCAAGGGUAUCCAGUCAUCUGGAAAGGUGAUGUACUUCAGCUCUCUGUUCCCUUACGUGGUGCUUAUUUGUUUCCUGGCUCGUGCUUUCCUGCUUAAGGGUUCUGUGGAUGGCAUCAUCCACAUGUUUACCCCCAAGCUGGAAAUCAUGCUGGAGCCUAAAGUGUGGCGUGAAGCUGCGACGCAGGUCUUUUUUGCCCUGGGACUCGGCUUCGGUGGUGUUAUCGCCUUCUCCAGCUACAACAAACGAGACAACAACUGCCACUUCGAUGCAGUGCUGGUUUCCUUCAUUAACUUCUUCACCUCAGUGUUGGCCACUCUAGUCGUGUUUGCUGUGCUGGGCUUCAAAGCCAACAUCAUGAAUGCCAAAUGUGUGGAAAUGAACACAAAGAAGAUCAUUGGUUUCCUUGGCAAAGAGAUCAAUCCAGGCUUGAUCCCACACCAUAUUAACUUCAGUCAGGUUAGCCCUGAGGACUACCAGCAAAUGACCAACAUUAUCCGGGGCGUGAUGGAAAACGAUUACCCACGCCUAGGCUUAGACAACUGUGAUAUUAAAGAGGAGCUGAACAAGGCGGUGCAGGGCACAGGCUUGGCCUUCAUCGCCUUUACUGAAGCCAUGACCCAUUUCCCAGCCUCGCCUUUUUGGUCUGUUAUGUUCUUCCUAAUGCUGGUCAAUCUGGGGCUGGGCAGCAUGUUUGGCACUAUCCAGGGCAUCCUCACACUUGUGGACACCUUUAAAGUACGAAAGGAAUACCUCACAGUUGGCUGCUGUGUACUUGUUUUUAUUGGUUUGACAUUUGUCCAGCGAUCAGGGAACUACUUCGUGGCCAUGUUUGACGAUUAUUCAGCCACUCUGCCUCUCCUCAUCGUUGUUCUGCUGGAGAAUAUCGCUGUGGCCUGGGUUUACGGCACUGACAAGUUCUUUGAGGAUCUGAAGGACAUGCUUGGUUUUACACCGUACCGCUAUUAUUACUAUAUGUGGAAGUUUGUGACUCCAGUGCCGCUGGGGCUCCUGGCCGCAAGCGUCAUUCAGCUGGGACUGGUGCCUCCUAGCUACAGUGCGUGGAAACCAGCAGCUCAAGAGCAGUCUCUCAGUUAUCCGCCUUGGGGUCUUGCUGUCUGCAUCUCUCUGGUCACCGCUAUCCUCCCUGUGCCCGUGGUUUUCAUUCUGCGCUGGCUGAACAUCAUCGACGAGAACACCGGAGGCCUGUCCACAGUCUCCUAUAAAAAGGGGCGCAUUAUAAAAGACACGGCUUGCAGGACCAGAGAAGACGACGAGGAUGACGCAAGUCUUCUGAACACGAAGACACCGAGCGAGGCCCCGUCGCCAAUGCCGGCCACCCAACUACCGAAAGCAUAG
Danio aesculapii is the source of this 2383-nucleotide messenger RNA. RefSeq names its product solute carrier family 6 member 15 (gene slc6a15). Gene Ontology annotation, molecular function: proline:sodium symporter activity. Lineage: Eukaryota; Metazoa; Chordata; Actinopteri; Cypriniformes; Danionidae. Gene Ontology annotation, cellular component: membrane. The record is from RefSeq and is a predicted model, not a curated record. Gene Ontology annotation, biological process: sodium ion transmembrane transport; L-leucine transport.